This is a messenger RNA of Xyrauchen texanus (razorback sucker), 4569 nucleotides long. RefSeq names its product dynamin-3-like. Gene Ontology annotation, molecular function: GTPase activity; microtubule binding; GTP binding. NCBI's taxonomy places the organism in Eukaryota, Metazoa, Chordata, Actinopteri, Cypriniformes, Catostomidae. The record is from RefSeq and is a predicted model, not a curated record. The transcript has 21 exons. The coding region runs from base 277 to 2778 and encodes 833 amino acids. Gene Ontology annotation, cellular component: membrane; microtubule; cytoplasm.
UGUGCGGCUGCGUUGCGGGGCGAUUAAUUUGUCUUUGGCGAGAAAGACUAGGAUGAAAUAGCCUGACGUACAGAUGUGUCCUUUCUGAUCUGCCUACAAUAACAAGUCUCUCGUGCUCGGGUUGUUUUCAGCGUUAAUAACUGGAUUAGGCAUUGAGAUUUAAGGCUGUCGCUGCUUUAAGACGGGUUCAGGUGGAGUAGGAUAACGCUAGAUGCGUCCUCCUCCUCCUCAUCUCUAGCUCUCUAGUCCAGACACUGCCGCAUCAUCAUAAUCAUCAUGGGGAACCGGGGCAUGGAAGACCUCAUCCCGCUGGUAAACCGGCUGCAGGACGCGUUCAGCUCCAUCGGUCAGAGCUGUAACCUCGACCUGCCGCAGAUCGCCGUGGUGGGCGGCCAGAGCGCAGGCAAAAGCUCCGUGCUUGAAAACUUCGUGGGGAGGGAUUUUCUGCCUCGCGGAUCUGGCAUCGUCACCCGCAGACCUCUUGUUCUGCAGCUCAUCAGUGCCAACACAGAGUGGGCAGAGUUUCUCCACUGCAAAGGGAAGAAGUUUACUGAUUUUGAUGAGGUCCGUCAGGAGAUUGAGGCAGAGACAGACCGUGUCACUGGGGCAAAUAAAGGCAUCUCCCCUAUUCCCAUCAACCUGAGAGUUUUCUCCCCACAUGUGCUGAAUUUGACUCUGAUUGACUUGCCUGGCAUCACUAAAGUGCCAGUGGGGGAUCAGCCGGUAGACAUCGAGCAACAAAUCCGAGACAUGAUCAUGCAGUUCAUCUGUCGAGAGAGCUGCCUUAUACUGGCUGUUACACCUGCUAAUACUGACCUGGCCAACUCUGAUGCGCUGAAACUGGCCAAAGACGUCGACCCUCAGGGCCAGAGGACGAUUGGUGUGAUCACUAAACUUGACCUGAUGGAUGAAGGUACAGAUGCCAGAGAGGUUUUGGAGAACAAGCUCCUACCACUACGCCGAGGUUAUAUUGGGGUGGUGAACCGCAGUCAGAAGGACAUUGAUGGGAAGAAGGACAUUAAAGCUGCUCUGGCAGCAGAGAGGAAGUUCUUUCUCUCUCAUCCUGCAUACAGACACAUUGGAGACAACAUGGGCACUCCUCACCUGCAGAAAGUCCUCAAUCAGCAACUGACCAACCACAUCCGGGAUACGCUCCCUGCCUUCCGCAGUAAACUGCAGUCACAGCUGUUGUCGCUGGACAAAGAGGCGGAAGAAUACCGGCACUACCGCCCCGACGACCCUUCACGCAAGACCAAAGCCCUUCUGCAGAUGGUGCAGCAGUUCUCGGUAGACUUUGAGAAACGUAUUGAAGGCUCUGGUGAUCAGGUGGACACAGUCGAACUAUCGGGCGGAGCCAAAAUCAACCGCAUCUUCCAUGAACGCUUCCCUUUUGAGCUGGUCAAGAUGGAGUGUGAUGAGAAAGAAAUGCGCCGUGAAAUCAGCUAUGCCAUCAAGAACAUUCAUGGUAUCAGGACGGGUUUGUUCACUCCAGACAUGGCCUUUGAGGCAAUAGUGAAAAAGCAGGUAGUGAAGUUGAAGGAGCCGUGCAUCAAGUGUAUUGAUCUGGUGGUUCAGGAGCUCAUCAACACAGUUCGUCAGUGUUCCAAUAAGCUGGAUUCUUUCCCUCAUCUUCGGGAGGAAACAGAACGCAUUGUUACUUCCCACAUCCGUGAUCGAGAGAGUUUCGCCAAAGAACAGGUUUUGCUGCUUAUUGAUGUCCAGCUCGCUUACGUCAACACAAACCAUGAAGAUUUUAUUGGCUUUGCAAAUGCUCAACAACGCAGUAGCCAAGCAAACAAGAAGAGUUCUGCUGGAAACCAGGUGAUUCGUAAGGGCUGGUUGACCAUCAAUAACAUCAGUAUCAUGAAGGGUGGAGCGAAGGAAUACUGGUUUGUUCUGACCGCCGAGAGCCUCUCUUGGUUCAAAGAUGAUGAGGAGAAAGAGAAGAAGUACAUGCUGCCCUUGGAUAACCUGAAGGUCAGAGAUGUAGAGAAAAGCUUCAUGUCCAGCAAACACAUGUUUGCUAUCUUCAACACAGAGCAACGAAACGUCUUUAAGGACAAUCGGUUUUUGGAGCUAGCCUGUGACACUCUGGAGGAGGUUGAUAGCUGGAGAGCAUCGCUCUUGCGUGCAGGGGUGUAUCCCGAAAAGGCCGCAGUGGAGAGUGAUAGUUCUGGUCCAUCAGAGAACUUCUCUAUGGAUCCUCAGCUGGAGAGGAAGGUGGAGACCAUCCGUAACCUGGUGGACUCCUACAUGGCCAUCGUCAGCAAAUGCAUCCGUGACCUUAUGCCCAAAAGCAUUAUGCACCUCAUGAUUAACAAUGUUAAAGACUUCAUUAAUGCAGAGCUUCUGGCUCAGCUUUAUUCAGCUGGAGAUCAGAAUGCUCUGAUGGAUGAGUCUCAGGAUCAGGUACAACGCAGGGAAGAAGUUCUGCGCACUCAUCAUGCCCUGAAGGAGGCGCUGGCUAUCAUUGGAGAUAUUUCCACUACCACUAUCUCAACUCCACUGCCUCCCCCUGUAGACAACUCAUGGCUACAUGCUGGCUCUGGCGGCUCACGCAGGUCUCCUCCGCCUAGUCCUACUGCUCCACGCAGGAUGUCUGCUGGCCAGAGACCUGCCGGUAGGGGGGCCCCACCACCUCCAUCUCGCCCAGGACCGUUAGGACCCUUAAAUAACAAUGCUGACAGCCCACAAGUUCCCAGUCGGCCCAACAGGGCUCCUCCUAGCAUUCCCAGCCGUCGGCCACCACCUUCCCCAACCAGACAAGUCCCUCCCUAAGUGGCUAAAGGGACUUUUUCCUUUCCUACUGGAACACGAUAUUGCAGAUCAUCCUCGUUUGAACAAUAGACCAACAUCUUUCCAGUACCAAAGUGAGACUAACUUCUUAUCCCAGAGGUCCCAGCCCAACCCCUGCAUGUCCUAGUCCUUACCCAUCCUUGUGAUGUCUCGUUACAAAUAUUCAUGCUGCAGUGUGGUGGCGUCUUUGAUAGAAGUGAUUGUUUUGUGUUUGUUAGUGCCUGUGAUUCAGUCUAGUACAGUUGAACUACCACUGAGACUUUUGAGUCUAUCAAUCCUAUGCUCAACUAGUCAUCUGCCUAACCUUAACCCUAAACUCAGCAGGCUCUUAGCUUGUGUUCUGCCAUUGUAAAAUCAUUUGUGGCAGUGCUGUGCUGUCCAAUCCUUAAAUCACACUGCACAGUAUUGAAGCUUCUUGCAAUGCAUGUUUGUUUGUUUUUCUAGGGUGUUGAUAUGUGUUUCAACAUGCUUGUGUAAGAUUGUACAAUAGUGUGUGAGUGAUAUAUCUUAGUAAGUCUGUGUAAAACAUUAAUGUGUAAAAUAGUAAUGUGAUAUGUGUGAAUUUUGCUUUGACCGUGAGAUGUUUUUUCCCGUUUUUUAUGUUGUCUAUCAUUACAGAUGCUUAAACAAGACCUUUAUUUCACUUAGUUGUGACCAUUCACCUGUUUUGUUGUUGCAGACUUGCUUACAGCAAAUACAGAGAAUAUACUGUAGUCACAUUUAGAUGUUAUAAUGUGCAAAUACUUAAAUCAGCAACAGAACAUAUAACGCUCUUCUUCUUUGAUAGCGCCACAUGCCUUGCAAUGCUAGUUUAGUUUAUCAAAGCAAACAAACAAAAUCCCUGGAAUUGUAUGCCUAUUCUACUAUGGGAUUAAUCAAUUAUAUCUACAGUAUAUGUUUCAGAAAACAUAAAUGAGUGACAUUUAUUCAAUAUCCGAUACAGGUAUUCUAUAACUUUGCAAUAACUCUAGCGAUUUGUGUACCAAAAGUUUUGUAAGUGUUAGUGUAAGAUUUGAUGUCUUUGUGGGUCUGUCCAUAAGAUAUAUAAGCAUUGAUGAGCUUUUGAUUUGCUACUGUGUUCAUGUUAAGUAACGAUGACGCAAACAUCAUAAUAAUUCACUAUACAGUAUUUCACAUUUCAUGUCAUUUACAGAAAGGACUUGUUUAAGUAAGACAAACAUGUGGGAAACCCAUGGGAAAAGCUGAUUAUUUAUUAAGGUAAUUAUUUAAAAUCUGUAUAUAUGGAUAUGUUAUCUGUAGGUUUGUGACUCAGCAACUUAAGUGUGAACUUUUUCCAAAAGUUUGUAACAGUGUUUCCACACAGUAUUUAAUUGAAUAGUCUGUCUGUCUGUCUAUCCACCAGUUUUUGUUCAGUGGCACAGACAGGGAUAUUUAUCAUUUUUCUAAGUGAGACUGUUUCUAUGCACAAAGGAAAUAUGUUUGGAACAGAGCUGGUGCUUUGUCAGUGUCUACAGUCAAAUCAUUCUUUCAUAUUUGAAAAUGAAUGCUGGAAAAUAUGCUUUAGCUCACUCUUACUCUUCAGACAUGUGCUCUCAUGUUCUUAGAUAAACAUAAAUUAAACAGACAAACAAACAUUACAUAUUUUUACUGUUGAAAAACCACCUGAAGCAAGUGAUUAUGAAGGGAUGAGUCUGUACUGGAGAGUGUUCACAGUGGGAAGUGAUAGGAAUGUUUCACUCUUUGUAUGUUUCUGUAUGGCUUGAUGUACUGUAUCUCCAUGUGUAUGAAAUGAAAUGUAUUAAAGAAAACUAA